Molecule: messenger RNA, 1413 nt
Organism: Dendronephthya gigantea
Lineage: Eukaryota; Metazoa; Cnidaria; Anthozoa; Malacalcyonacea; Nephtheidae
Exons: 7
Coding region: 94-1047 (317 amino acids)
Source: RefSeq, a predicted model, not a curated record
CGCUUGUCUGAAAAAUUGAAGACUAUAUCGCCAUUAUCGGGUAAUGAAGAGAAAGAAUAUCCAGUUUGGUUGUUUGUUGACAACAUACACGAAAUGGUGAACUACACAUGCUUAAACGACCUGAUCCGUAUGUACGUCAAGGGCUGGACACAGUACCGUAAUCGGGGGCGUCUUGUCUGUGCAGUGUCCAGAUAUGGACUUGUGGGUUUGCUGAAAAAGUUCCGUAUAAACUACUCUGACCUCAAUACACAAGUGGUGAAUCCGACUGAGGAGGUUGCAUGGUCGUUACUGAGACGGUCCUACAACGAAAUGAUCUCCGACCCCGCAAACGAGCCUAAGAUAAGAGAGUUUUUGGAGUACGUUGGGUUUGUUCCCCGUUUGGUUGAGUCAUUAAUACAAGAAUGUAGAGUACAAAAAAGAAAAGGAGAAGAUAUAGAAGCUAUUAUUGCAAGAGUCACACGCAGCACAAUCAAAAAUUUACAUUAUGUUCUUAACGAAGAUGUUCAAUCUCUUAGUCCCGGAUCACGAUAUGCUCAUAUCUGUGCACUAGCGUUAUGUGUUUCGAGAGGGCUUCAUCCCGCAGAAUUGCCCACCCUCGUGGACAAAAUGAAUGUGUCUUGGACCUGUCUGAAGGAAACUUCGGAUGAAGUGUUAACAUCAGUGUCUCCUCUUGCAACGCAUGUUGUCAACCAGCAUCUUUCCACUGAUGUUUCCCUUCGGGACGAAACGGUUGAACUACUCAAGCAAGUCAACCUCAAAGGUGAAAGCAAUGUUCGCGGAUACAUUUUUGAAACACUCAUAUUUUCGAACUUUACUAGUGCAUCGGCGCGUUUGACGUUAUUGGGCAUGACGAAGGACAGGAAAGAAGUAAACUUAACCACGUUAUCCCAAGCAGGAGUGGUUCUCAAUCAAAAACAGUUUACGUCUACGUUUGAACCAGAAAAGAAUAUAUGUUAUGCCACUCCAAAUAUGAAGGGUGUUGACUUUAUUCUGUCGCUUGAAAGGGAGGUUUAUUUAUCCAAUGUACAGUCAAUAAAGCCUUCAUGACUGCAAAAGCGUCGUUUUGGCAAACUUGUCCGAGCGAGUGGACACCUGUACUCAUUACGGUGUUUGAUGUAGAAGAUACUAUGCGAAGCCUACUCACCUCGAAUGGAACUCUAUCAAAUGAAUUUAAGAAUGGGAAAUUCUACAUUGGGGAUGCUAAAACAUUGUUAACAGAACAUGAAAUUAAAUUAUGUUCUCCAGCAUAAUUUAAUUAAAUCUUCUGGCGUUGCUGAAUUGAUUGUGAAAUGAUUGGGUCAUUAUGAAAUAAUUUGAUGGGUGAAUUGGUGAUAAUUGUAAAAACGUAUUUAGAUAAUCAAUAUUAACAUAUUUAGAUUUAUUCAAUGGUUCAUAUUUUAAUGGGAUUUAUGC